This is a messenger RNA of Ixodes scapularis (black-legged tick), 3107 nucleotides long. Its product is annotated as ataxin-2-like protein. The record is from RefSeq and is a predicted model, not a curated record. Gene Ontology annotation, cellular component: cytoplasmic stress granule. Lineage: Eukaryota; Metazoa; Arthropoda; Arachnida; Ixodida; Ixodidae. Gene Ontology annotation, molecular function: RNA binding. Gene Ontology annotation, biological process: cytoplasmic stress granule assembly.
GGCCGAAAACCCUCGUGCAAAUGCGAGGGCGUCCAAGAGUAAAGAAAGAGACACGUGCGCGUCCUGCGCAGCUGACGCAGCUUCGUCUGUUCGUCGAGAGGCAUAGUCGACGUUUAGCGUUUUGCUUGUUUUUUAUUCUCGCCGUUUACAGUGGUCACGGAGAUCGUCAAGGUUAUUUUCAAUGCGCAGCUUGUACAGCCGUGCGAGCCGACAAAGUGCACCGAGUCGUUCCAUCCCAGUGGAGAAUCAUGAGUGGAGACACGAAGAGGAAAAACAAGAACAGCGCGAGCCGACCGGCAAGGUCUAAAGCUUCCCAAGAGCGCAAGUUUGAGGGAAUCUACAGCAAUGCCAGAUUUGUCCAGAUUGCUGCUUCCCUUGUGGGACACGUAGUACAGGUUCAAGUUCGGGAUGGGGAAAUAUUCGAGGGAGUUUUCCGGACCCUGUCGCCCGAGCUGGAGAUUGUGCUCGAGAUGGCCCACCCCGUGGAAAGGGGCCUGUCCCCACUGGGGGGCCCCCUGUCACGGUUGCUGGCCUCACUGGGCAACAACCACCCGAUGGCGGGGCUCAUGAUCUUCCGGCUGGGGGAUGUGAUGUCCCUGGUGGCGCCCAACGCGGACCUGGACUACGCCACCAGGGACUCGUUCACGGAUACGGCCAUCAGCAAGUUCAACGGGCAGCCGCUGGAGAAGCCCCUCGAGCCCUGGCUGGACGGGGGCCUGGAGGGGGACGCCCUCGUCCUUGACGACGUGGCCCCUGACGGAGACGACACGAACGGAUGGGAUGCAAAUGAAAUGUUCAAGACAAAUGCGGAAAAGUAUGGCGUUACGACGUCGUACGACAGCGCCCUGUCGGGAUACACGGUGAAGCUAGAGCCCAAGAACACGGACGAGUACAAGCUCCAGGAGGCCAAGGCGUGUAAGAUUGCCCAGGAGAUUGAGAACAACCCGGUGUUCAAGAAGCGCACGGACCUGGAGAACGGCGAUGAAGAGGACAAGUUCAGCGCCGUGGUGCGGCCCUCCACUGACCCUUCACCCCCUGGUGCCAGGUAUGUGCGUCGGAAGCCCCUGGGCGGCCCCAAGCCCCUGCGGGGCACGCCUCCCCCUCCGGGCGGGGGCCUGCCCCGGGGGGGCCUGCCGUCGUUCAAGGGGGGCCCCCCGCUGGGCAGCCCGUCUCCGGCCAAGACGGCGCCCCACCCCAAGCACGGGCCCCCCGCGGCCUCCCAGGCACCUCCCGGGACGCACCCCUUCCCGGACCUGGACCCAGCCUCCUCCCCGAGGGUCAACGGAGCGCCCAAGCUGGACAAGGAGCAGGUGGCCCUGCCGGACGGGCCCCCGUGCGGCCCGGAGGAGCCCGUCCUGUCCCCCGUGGACCACCCCGGGGACAAGGGGGCAGAGCGCAAGGGGGGCCCGCCGCAGAAGGGGCGCGACCAGGAGAUAGAGGAGUUCAAGAAGUUCAGCACAAGCAUCAAGCUGGACGACGGCUCCACCCGGGAGGUCAGGGAGGCCGAGCAGGAGGGGGAGCCCCGGAGCAAGGAGCUGGACGAGGCGGCCACUGCCAAGGAGGAGGCCGACCAGUUGGUCCGCAGGUCCACCCUCAACCCAAAUGCCAAGGAAUUCGUGCUCAACCCCAAUGCCAAGGCAUUCACCCCGCGUACCCUGCUGCCCCUGACGAGCCCCCCGGGGGUGCGGCUGGGCCAGAGUUCGAGCCCGCUGGUGUCCCAUGGCCAGGGGAUGGGCCCCAUGCAGCAGGGGGGCCCUCCCCCCCAGCAGCUGGUGCCUGGGCAGCACAUCAUCACCAUGGGCCCCCAGUACCUGAUGCCGGCCACCCCGGUCAGCGUGGCACAGUUCGCACCGAGUCAAGGCCCACGCUUCCGCAAGGCAAUGCCCUUGGUGCAAGCGCGGCACGAUCUCCCGGCCUCGAUGCACGUGGCGGCGGCGACGGGGCAGCCCAUCCUGGCGCCCGCGGCCAUGAACAAUGCGCAGCUCAUGGUGCAGUACACGCCGCCGCAGGGCAUGAUGCACCCCUCGGGACCUCCCCAGGCCACCGUGGCCUACCCUCAGGCUCAGUGCUUUGCCCCCCUGGCCCAGAUGUACCCGAUGAUGGGCCACCACCGGGUGAUGUCCCCCCAGCCCAUGGGGAUGGUGGCCGCCACCCACACGGCCUCUUACGGGGACGCCAGCCACCUGCCCCAGCUUUACAUGUCGCACCACGCGGUUCUGCAGGGCGGCCAGGGCGGGGGCGGCCCCCCUCCCCACUCGAGUCCCCCGACCCCCGGGGGGGGCAGCACGCCGGUGGGGGGCCAGGCUCCGACACCCCCCGUGGUCUACCACCAGCCCCCCGGCCAGGGCGGGGCCGGAGGGGGCCCCCAGGGCUCUGGGGGAGGGCCCCAGCCCCCGCUGGUUCUGGUGCCCCACUCUGGGGGGGCUAACACCCCGCCCCACCUGAUGCCCCACAGCCCCAUGGUGCCCCCGCAGCUGGCCACCGCGCACUUUGUGCACCACCAGGAUCUUUGGACUGGCCUGUCCUGUCACUCUCCUCCGUGGCGUUUGGUCCCCGUUUCCAUCUCGGGCACGCGCUCCAACCAGAGGCAUAGCAAUGUGAGCAGGGACUGCCAAGCACCUGGUGUUCCCCAGGCUGCUGCCACCAGGAGUAUGAAGAAGUCUGACGACUUUAGGUAAAGGAAAAAAAUAGGCAGUGCUAGAGGAAUUAAGUUAUUGCGCUUGCCCCCCUUCCCCCCUUCAACUCGCCCAACCCUCCUUAAAAAGAACUUAAAAAAAUAUGAAAAGCGUAAACUUAAUUUAAUGCUUAAAAAACAGCAUUCAAAAGGAUGCCGGACCCCUCAAAAAGCUAAAUUUGUCCGAUCAUGGAAGAGAGUAGCCUCCUUUGCCCCGCAAGCGACGAGUCUCGGCCCCGGGCCGCCAAGUUCCAGCCCGAAAGCAAGAAGGGAAAAGAAAAAGGAAUGCUGCUCCAGUCUGCCGAGGCUUUCCAAGCAAAAAAACUUCUCUGUGAGCCUGACAGCAGGGCAGUUUCCACACUGGACUCCUUGUAGGCAAACAAAUGAGAGAGAGAGAGAAAAAGGAAAGAGAACAUUUACUAGUAAAACAGAA